Molecule: messenger RNA, 1548 nt
Organism: Pezoporus occidentalis (night parrot)
Lineage: Eukaryota; Metazoa; Chordata; Aves; Psittaciformes; Psittacidae
Gene: PROC
Product: protein C, inactivator of coagulation factors Va and VIIIa
Exons: 9
Coding region: 145-1446 (433 amino acids)
Biological process (GO): proteolysis; negative regulation of blood coagulation; blood coagulation
Cellular component (GO): extracellular region
Molecular function (GO): calcium ion binding; serine-type endopeptidase activity
Source: RefSeq, a predicted model, not a curated record
UUAGUGACUAAAAAGAAUGCACUUCAUGUCACUCCAAAGAGUAAAUAGCUAAAGUUAUGGAUUAACUAAGUUCCAGCAGAGCUCAUGGCUGAAGAAUAGAUCUCGCUGUUUCAGAGUGAAUAAAGCAGUGACACCUGCUGCAGUAUGUGGAAGCUCGUCAAUAUAGGGGUGCUGCUGGCUGCCCUCUCUUCACAAGUCUGUAGUGCCUCAAUAUUUUACAGCAAUAGAGAUGCAAACCAGGUCCUGAAAAUCCAGAAGCGUGCAAACUCUUUCCUGGAGGAGCUCAAACCGGGCUCUGUGGAGCGUGAGUGCGUUGAGGAGCGGUGUGACUUUGAGGAGGCCAGUGAGAUAUUUGAAACCAAGGAAGCAACUAGAGAUUUUUGGAGCAAAUACGUAGAUGGAGAUCAAUGUAACCCACAGCCUUGUUCCAAUGGGAUUUGCAAAGACAACAUUGGAAAAUUCUCCUGCAUCUGUAACAAAGGCUGGGAGGGCGUUUUUUGCAAUUAUGAAGUCAAGUACACCAACUGUUCUGUCAAUAAUGGAGGAUGUGAGCAUUUCUGCACAGAUGACCCUGGCAACCAGUACCGCACUUGCAGCUGUGCCUCUGGGUAUCAGUUGAUGAAUGACCAUACGAUGUGCAAGCCUGUAGUGGAGUUCCCCUGUGGAAGAGUGAAAAUGGAUUACAUUGAAGCCAAAGCAGGAUUCAAUAUUCGUCUCAUUGAGGGAAGAAUAGGAAGAAGGGGAGAUAGCCCUUGGCAGAUUAUGCUGCAAAAUAGCAAAGGGAAAUUCCUGUGUGGGGGUGUUCUCAUCCAUCCAUCCUGGGUCCUGACGGCAGCGCACUGCACUGAGGCAGAGGAUGGGCUCAAAGUGAGACUUGGUAAAUUCCACCGUCUCCGUCUUGAGGCAGAUGAGCAAACCAUUUGGGUUGAUAAAUGUGUGAGCCACGAGAACUACACCAAGGAGACAUCUGAUAAUGACAUAGCCAUGCUGCACUUGGCUGAGCCUGUGAUGUAUAACAAAUACGCGCUCCCUAUCUGCCUUCCCACCCGUGACCUGGCAGAACAGGAGCUGAUGACAAGUGGGAAGCAGAUGGUGGUAACUGGCUGGGGCAGCACAAGUGAUGCUAACAGCAAUUACUCUACUUUCCUCAGUUAUAUCCAAAUCCCCAUGGUUCCCCGGAAUGAGUGUGCCCAGGCGAUGAGAUUUGCUAUCUCUGACAACAUGCUGUGUGCUGGCAGCUUAGGAGACAGAAAAGAUUCCUGCAGUGGGGACAGUGGAGGCCCUAUGAUCACUAAGUAUAAAGAUACUUGGUUUUUGGUAGGACUGGUGAGCUGGGGCGAAGGCUGUGGGAGAAAGGAGAAGUUUGGAGUCUACACCAAAGUUAGUCAGUAUCUUGAGUGGAUCCAACACCACAUAGAUAAGAUGUCAGCUUCUUGGCAGGGUUGACUCUGAUACUGAAAGUCUGGAAUAUUGUGGCUAUGUGCUACUGACAGUAUGCAGUGUAAUGUACUGUCAGAUCUUCAGUAUUAAAUAUGGAGUAUAUGUUAA